AUGGCCCCCCACAGCGAGCCAGCAGAGAAGGCGACGGCGGCACCAGAGGAGCUGCAGGAGCAGAACGGCGGCGAGAACACACCACAGCCGAAGGAGGACGUCGUUGUGCAGAAGGCGGCAGACAGAGGCAGCGGAAGGACUGACGCCGUCUUCGGGACUAUAGCCAACCGCCUUGCCACUGCCCACCGCACCCUGCAGAGCGCGGGCGAGCUCCUCCCGACGCUGCUCGAGCACUCGGGCACGGUGCAGCACCAGCUCUACGCCCAGCGGGACCGCGUCGCCAUGACGCUCGCUCGCACCAGCGCCUCGAAGAGCUUCAACUGCCAUGAGGAGAUGGAGCGGGCUCACACGACGGUGCCUCUCAAGAGGCAGAUCGAAGAGCUCACGGCGGCGAUCGACAAGUGCAGGGAGGUCGGAGCCUACCUCACGGAUGCGAGCCGCCUGCACAAAGGGCUUCCCCCGUGGGAACUGGACUACACGAGGUGCCAGUGCGACGAGAUGGAGGGCUUCUGCAGCAAGCGGACGCACAGCGACCACGGCUGGGGCCACGACGAGGUCGCGAAGGACGGGGCGCCCACCAUGGGCGGCGGAGCAGUGGCCGAGACCGCCAUCAGCAUCCAGCCCCAAGGGCCGCCGCAGGUUCCCCAGUCCAACGCCCGGCACCGCAGGGAGCGGCGCCUGCGGGCUGGAGCGAGGAGGCGGCCGAGGCAGCUGCAGGGCGCACAGCGCCUGGACGCGCACCACGGCAGCCAGGCGCCGAAGAUGGUCAAGGGCGGGGCCAAGGCGGGCUCCGACAAGGCCUACGUGGUGCGCAAGGCCUGUGGCGAGUGGUGGUGGAGCACGCGCCUGGAGGCGACGUGCUACCAGUGCAAGUGCAGAGCCGCCCUGCCGAAGCCCAAGUCGCCGAAGGCGGACUGGGGAGGCAGCGGCGGCAGCAGCAGCACAAGCGCCAACAGCGGCAAGGGGCCGCUGCAGCAGCACAGCAGCACCAAGAGCACGCCGAAGGGCGCGGACAAGGUCUCGCAGGCCCUGAAGCUGCUCACGGACACGCUGGGCGACCUGAACUUGUCCAACGGCGAGGCCAUCUCGAGGACCCUGCAGGGCGCUGCAGCAGCGAUCAAGGCCGCGGUGCCAGAGCCUCCGCCCAAGUCAAGGGCGCAGAGGCUAGGCAUCGCGGCCAAGGCACUGCAGGAGGCCAACCAGGCGUACUCGUCGGCGUUCGCAGCCAAGAAGCGGGCAGACGCAGCCGCUCAGGAGGCGAGGACCAAGCUAGACGUGAAGGCGGCGGCGGUGCUCAAGGUGGAGAAGGAGCUCGAGGACAUCCAGGCGGAGGGGCGCGACCCUCCGAAAGGCGUCCUGGAGCAGCUGGUCAGCGGCCAGGUGGAGGAGCUGGCGGCGGGCCAACUCGCAGCGGACAUAGAGCGAGAGCUGAACCUGACCGCCGCCGACCUGGACGAGGAGGGACGCAAGCAAGUGGAGGAGGUGAAGAAAACAGUCGUGGCCCAGAUGAAGGAGAACGCCCAGGCCUUCUCGACGCAGCUGAAGGGACACCUGGCGGCGGAGAAGCUGAAGGCGGCGGAGCAGCAGGCCACGAUCCACCUGGCGGCGAAGAAGAGGCUGUGGAUGGCCAAGCAGAAGAUUGGCCAGGGGUACGACGCCUACGCGUUCCAGGAGACGCACGUAGGCCGCUCAAAUUUAGAUUCCGUGGAGUGCGAACUUGUGAAGUUGGGUUACAAGGCGUGCUUCACGGCGGCCAGGCAGUCCACAGUCACGAAGGCGACGACCGACGUGAGCGGGGAGUGGAAGGCCGACCUGGACCUGUGCGACUGGACACCAGUCACGUGGCACUUGAAGGGGACGACAAUCACGGCGAUCAGCCUCUACCUGGACGUUGGCAAGGCGCUGCCCGAGGGCAUCAACCACGAGUCGAUGAUAGACUACGCCCUGGUGAACGAGCAAGGGCAGAAGCUGAUCAAGGGCGUGGAGGCGGUCUACGACGUGCCGUGGAAGCCGCACAUCGGGCUGAAGUUCACGCUCUACGCCGAGGACUUCGAGCUGGCGCUGGACAGCGCACAGCGGGAGGCGCUGGCGCCAGUCGAGGCGGCCUGGACGGGCUUCCCCGCGGGGACCAACCCAGGCGCCGAGGGUGCUGUUCGUGAAAGGAUUGGCGGAAAGGAGUCAGAUGAGAACCUUGGGGACGGCCUCCCAGGUUCGACGUGGAUGCCAGCGAACCCAGGAUGGACAGAUGCGGACGCGGACCCCUUCGCAGAUCUCGAGGAUCACUUCGAAGAGGAGCUGCCACUGCAAAUUCCAGAAGGCUUCGAGGCGGAGGUCCCUGACGAGCCCAGAGGGCAUGACGCGGACUAUGUGACCAACACUGUGGUAGACAGGACCUCGCAACUAACAGUGGACGCGGAGGCGGCGAAGGAGCUCGGGGACCGCUUCGCGAACACCAUCGGCACGAUGGAGAGGUUCUAUUGCAUGGCCUACCGAAUCGACCUUGUGGAUAGGCACCACUUCAUGGGCCGCGGCAAGGCAUACGAGCUCAAGGUCACAAACUCCAGGGAGUGCGGUGAGAGGAGGCUAAAGUACAGCGAGCACAGCGCCGACUGGCGGGCCAGAGCCGAGGUCCUGCUCACCAUGAUGGCCAAGCUGAGGAGGAGAGGCAGAGGCACGAAGCAGCAGCGGGAGCUCGCUCGUGCAGGACGAGAGCUGGCCUACGACGGCAUGCCCCAGGCAGGCCGCGGGGCCUCGGAGACGGCACGCCUGCACCGCAGCAUCUGGAGGCAGAGGCUUGCGGCGCUGGAGGACCUCGACGUGGCUAUCGCCGAGGGCAUGGCCAUGCAGGCCGAGCAGGAGAGGAGAGCUGCUGUGAACAGGGACCUGAGGGAGAGCACGCGGAGCUUUGGGCGGUGGCUAGCCGCUACAGAGAAGCAGCGAGGCGUACUCCACAGGAUCACCAAACCACCCAUCAGACGCGAGGAGGAGCUGGCAAUGGAGAGGGGCGUGACGGAUAGCCCGAUGGAGAUCGUGGACGCCAAGGCUGAGGCAUCCGCGAAGAUCUGGAGGUGCGAGGAGGCCGCCCACGGCACGCACACGCAGCUGCUCGGGGACCCCAGGAGGCGAGCGGCAGCCGUGGACGCGCCACAGUGGACUGUCGACGACCUGAACCUCGCCCUCGCGGGGGUGGUCGAGAAGAUGGCAGGACUCGUCGCGAGAGCCGAAGCAGGUGUGGCGGGAGCCCCAGCUUUCUGGCUCAGAGGGCUCACGCCUAAGGCCUGGACGGUGCCACCCCCGUGCAGCACGGAGGAGCAGGAGACGCCGCUGGGGCAGUGCCUACAGGGGGGCAGACUGCGAGCCCCAGAGGGAGGGCGGCUCACCAUCUGUGGGGACGGCUCAGGAGGCGAGUACAGCAGCGACGUGAGGCACAGGAGAUGCGGAUGGAGUUGGGUGAUGCUGGACACCAGAGGGCGCACGAGAGAUUUCCCGACCUGGGCCGCGAAGUUCGGACCCCUGCCAGGCUCACGCCAGUCCAACAACAGGGCGGAACUGUGGUCGCUCAUCAAUUGCCUGGAGCCGACGUGCGGUGGCAUGACCUUCUGGACGGACAGCGAGAUCACCCUCGUCGGCUGGCACGCACGUCGCGAUGAGAGACCAGAAGGGGCCGCCAAUUGCGACCUCUGGCGCCGCGUGCGGAGGGCCAUCGCCGAGAGAGGAGGUGGCAGGGAGAUCAUCACUUUGCGCCACCUGGACAGCCACCUGACGGAGACGGAGGACGCCAUGGAGCGGAGGCCGACGGAGAACAAGGAGCUGAAGAUGGCGAGGAGGCACGCGGUCAUGCAGAGGAGAGCGCAGAGGAAGGUCAAGGCAGACUACUUCGCGCGAGACCCCCGCAGACGGCCAGCCACCACGCACGACCUCGUGGAGCUCAGACGAGGCAGGUGCGUCGAGUUCAACGGCCACACCUCGCACCCGUCGCACCCCCUGCGAUGGUUGGGCCGCCAGAGGCGCUGGUUCUGCACGCUCUGUGCGAGCUCCGCCACGGAGAUGGUCUCGGACAAGUUGCAGGCACCCUGCCGCCUCCGCCCCACCUGCGAGUCGAGAAGGUACCUGCUGAAGAGCUGGACUAAGCUGGCAGGCGCAGAGGAGUGGAGGAUGUGGCCAGAGAUCAAGCAGGAUGAGAUUCGAGUUACACCAGGAUGGUCAGAAACGGUCGAGGACCCCUUCGCAGAUCGUGAAGAUCACAUCGAAGAGGAGCAGCCGCAGCAGUCAACAAAAGGUCUCGAGGCGGAGGUCCCGGACGAGCCCAGUGAGCAUGACGCGGACUUCGUGACCAACAUGGUGGCAGACAGGACCUCGCAACUAACAGAGCGGACCCACACCCUGGGAAACCGACAGACUGAACGCGAGGGGGAGGGCUUGGCCCGCGGAUGCCACGUGAACCGCGAACACAGCGAGAGGCAUAGUCGGGGGACCUCGCCCGAGCCAGAGGUCAGAAGCAUCGAGGAUGACCUGAGGAGAACCCGAGAGGUGGCCGCUGGAGGGAUCGUGAAUGGCGACCACGCCGCGGUGCUCGACAGCGACCAGCGCCAGCCGUUGGAGGCAAUCCUGAAGCUCAAGAAGGUCGAGCCAGACGACAGCCAGAGGAGAAGUGAGGAAGCCAGGAGGGCGCUGGAGGCCGCCAGGGAAAGAGCGAGGUCCAGCCCAGCCGUGACGGCCAGGGAACGCAGCCCGCCCAAGCCCAAGGUGCUGCCGCUGGCGACGCUGAGGCAGCUCCUGGCGGCCCUCUUCAAGAAGCACUGCUCCCAAUGCCACACCAUCCGCCGCGACGGGGUGAACCCGUACGGCACCCUCUGGGGGCCCAACCUCUACGGCAUCAUAGGGCGGACCGCCGGCCAGAACGCCCGCACCGGCUGGUCCACCUACUCCCGGGCCGUCGAAGGCAGCGGCAUCUUGUGGACGGAGAGGAAUUUAGUUGCUUUCUUGAAGAACCCUCGGGCUUUUGCGGGCGGCGUCAUCAACAUGAAUUUCAGGGGCCUCGAUUCCAUAGAGGACAGGAUAGAUUUGGUGCACUACAUGAAGCGGGCAGGCAUGAACUGGCCGCCGCCCGAGGUCAUCGCCGCCGGCAGCCAGCCGCGGCGCGCGAGGCCGCCGGCGCCGCCGGCGGAGCAGGGCGCGCAGGCCAUGGCUGCUGGCGCCGUGGCGUGCGAGGAGCGCCCCCUGGGCGCCGGGCUCCCUCCCGGCGAGCGCACGCCGUCCGGCCUGGUGCUGUUCCGGGAGCCGCCCCGGCGGCCCGCGGCGCGGCCCGCGGCGUAG
This is a messenger RNA of Prorocentrum cordatum, 5316 nucleotides long. Lineage: Eukaryota; Dinophyceae; Prorocentrales; Prorocentraceae. The record is from the annotation of a GenBank genome assembly.